Molecule: messenger RNA, 2891 nt
Organism: Hevea brasiliensis (rubber tree)
Lineage: Eukaryota; Viridiplantae; Streptophyta; Magnoliopsida; Malpighiales; Euphorbiaceae
Product: beta-galactosidase 13-like
Exons: 19
Coding region: 229-2715 (828 amino acids)
Biological process (GO): carbohydrate metabolic process
Cellular component (GO): vacuole; cell wall
Molecular function (GO): beta-galactosidase activity; carbohydrate binding
Source: RefSeq, a predicted model, not a curated record
AAUUUACCGCUCUCUUCUCUUAUAUGAUUACACAUGAAAACUUGUACUUUCAGCUGCUGGGUACCUCCUCCUUUCAAGCAAAACAGGAGAGAGAGAGCCCAUUUUUGGCUCAACGAUACAUCUUCAUCUAUUUGGUUUGAUCCAGCAGAACAUAAACUUUUUUCUUUUUUGAUGCAUGCUUCUCUUUUGACCAUAGCGUUUGUGAUUUCUUGUUGAAGAGAGGCAAAGAUGACCAUAGCUAAACAUGGCCUUUUCGUUACGGCCAUUAUUUCUUUGUUCAUUUCUUCAGCGAUUGCAGAUGGAGGCAAGUCUUUAGAAGUGACUUAUGAUGGAAGAUCCUUGAUUAUCAAUGGAAAAAGAGAGCUUCUCUUCUCUGGUUCCAUCCAUUACCCUCGUAGCACCCCAGAAAUGUGGCCGGAACUGAUCGCAAAGGCCAAGCGUGGAGGAUUAAAUGUGAUUCAAACUUAUGUGUUUUGGAACAUCCAUGAGCCUGUGCAGGGACAGUACAAUUUUGAAGGGCGAUUUGACGUGGUGAAAUUCAUCAAGACAAUUGGAGAGCAGGGUAUGUAUGCAACUCUCAGGCUUGGGCCAUUCAUCCAGGCUGAAUGGAACCACGGUGGACUUCCAUAUUGGUUAAGAGAGGUUCCAGGCAUCAUAUUCCGUUCUUACAAUGAACAGUUCAUGAAUCACAUGGAGAAAUUCGUCAGGAUGAUCAUCGAUAAAAUGAAAGAAGAGAAGUUAUUUGCUUCACAGGGAGGCCCCAUCGUCUUGGCUCAGAUUGAAAAUGAGUACAAUACUGUCCAACUUGCAUAUAGAGAAUUGGGGGAUAAAUAUGUUCAGUGGGCAGGGAAUUUUGCUCUGGGCCUGCAAGUAGGAGUACCAUGGGUCAUGUGCAAGCAGAAAGAUGCUCCUGGUCCAGUGAUCAACACUUGCAAUGGAAGGCACUGCGGAGAUACAUUCACAGGCCCCAACCAUGCCAACAAGCCUUCUCUGUGGACUGAGAACUGGACUGCUCAAUUUAGAGUAUUUGGAGACCCACCUUCUCAAAGAGCAGCCGAAGAUAUUGCAUUUUCAGUGGCACGAUGGUUCUCCAAGAAUGGUUCCCUAGUCAACUACUAUAUGUUCCAUGGCGGAACGAAUUUAGACAGAACUGCUGCUUCAUUCGUAACAACUCGAUACUAUGAUGAAUCACCUCUUGAUGAAUAUGGUUUACACAGGCAACCAAAAUAUGGUCACCUCAAGGACUUGCACAGGGCUUUAAGACUAGCAAGGAAGGCUUUGCUUUGGGGCACACCUGGUGUUGAAAAAUUGAGUAAUGAUCUAGAGGCUCGGUUUUAUGAGCAACCCGGAGCGAAACUCUGUGCUGCUUUCUUGACAAACAAUGACACAAGAGAUGGACACACUGUUAAGUUCAGGGGUCGGGAAUUCCACCUGCCUCCACGUUCCAUUAGCGUCCUCCCUGAUUGCAAGACCGUGGUUUAUAACACUAUGACGGUUGUGUCACAACACAAUGUAAGGAAUUUUGUAAAACCCAACACAGAAAACAAGAAAAUGAAAUGGGAAAUGACAUCAGAAGUCAUACCAACCCAACUUAAAGCAUCGUCCAAGAUCCCAAUGGAGCUCUAUGGCUUGACCAAAGAUGUCACUGACUAUGCUUGGUACACCACAGUCAUAGUAUUGAAUCCCCGGGACUUGUCUGUGCGAAAGGAUAUCCUCCCAGUUCUAAGGGUUGCAAGUCUUGGCCAUGCAAUGGUUGGUUUUGUAAAUGGUGAAUUUGUAGGAUCGGCUCACGGAAGCCAAAUUGAGAAGAGCUUUGUCCUGCAGAAACCUGUGCAAUUGAAGCCUGGGGUUAACACAAUUACGCUUUUGGGCUCUCUAGUUGGACUGCCUGAUAGUGGAGCCUACAUGGAGCAUAGGUUUGCUGGGCCUCGAGGUGUAACGAUCCUGGGUUUGAAUACUGGAACUCUGGAUUUGUCAUCAAAUGGUUGGGGUCAUGAGGUUGGCAUGGCUGGAGAGAGGGGUCAAUGGUACACUGAGGAAGGAUCAAAGAAGGUAACAUGGAAAGAAGUUCCAGAAGGAGAAGGUCCUCCUAUGUCAUGGUACAAGGCUUCUUUUGAUGCUCCUGAAGGGGACAACCCUGUUGCUGUCCGUAUGACUGGUAUGAAAAAGGGUAUGGUUUGGAUCAAUGGUAAGAGUAUUGGCCGUUACUGGAUGACUUACGUCUCCCCUCUUGGGCAGCCUACUCAAUCUGAGUACCAUAUUCCGAGGUCUUAUUUAAAGCCAAAGGAUAACCUCAUAAUAGUGCUUGAAGAGGAGCCUGCCAACCCUGAAAAGAUUGAGAUUCUACUUGUGAAUAGAGAUACAAUCUGUAGUUACAUAACAGAGUAUCAUCUACCAAAUGUAAAAUCAUGGGCAAGGAAAGAUGACAAGUUUAAAACUGUAGUUGAUGAUGUUCGACCAGCAGCUCACCUCAAGUGUCCAAACCACAAGAAGAUUAUCGAAGUGGAGUUUGCAAGCUUCGGUGAUCCUUACGGUGCUUGUGGAGGGUUUGCUCUUGGAAACUGCACAUCUCCUCUUUCCAAGCAGGUUGUCGAGCAGCACUGCGCUGGAAAAACUUCAUGUGACAUUCCAAUUGAAAGAGAGCUCUUCGACAAGAAUAAUGAUGCUUGCCCAGAUAUUAAAAAGACACUCGCCGUCCAGGUGAAGUGCGGCUAGAAGAAUUAGAGACCAUCAGAUAGAUUAUAUGUACAAGGGUGUUUGUGAUCUUGGUUCUGAACGAAGGAGAUGGAACUUUAGGGUGUUUUGAAGGAACUAGUAGAGUACAUAAUUGAUAGCGCUUAAAUUUGUCUCUACAAGACUUCAAAAUCAUGAAUUGUAUUCGCCAUUACUUA